GUUAUGCUAUGUUACACCAUGUUAUGGAUAUUUAUCUGGCUUUGUGGCUGGGCGCGUACGGCGCGCGGGGGGCUGAUGUCAGAGCCUCAGGGGUUGGAAACUCCGGCUUAUGUUGAUAUUCAUGAUGGCGCCAGCUCUCACGCGAGUUACUACCUCCUUUGUCUUCACUACUUCUAAUUCAUCCACUGCAAUGAAUGCUUCAUCACGCGAUUCCAACAGCAACCUCACACCUCUUACCACAAUGGGCUCGCCCACAAACCCUUCACAUGUGCAACCCGCAAAGCAACGCUCCUCCGUUCUUCAUCAUAAUACAAGCAAACCUGAUAAUACGAGCUCAGUAUAGGCUAUUUAUUAUCUUUUCACUUAUCUUUUCCGCGCAUAUUUUGGCGCUGUGCAUGUCGCAGUAGCUUGGAGGAUGCGAAUGCCCGCCUAGGCCCUGAGGAUCGGCCAAGGGUUCGGCCAAGGAA
Molecule: messenger RNA, 467 nt
Organism: Annulohypoxylon truncatum
Lineage: Eukaryota; Fungi; Ascomycota; Sordariomycetes; Xylariales; Hypoxylaceae
Exons: 2
Coding region: 110-343 (77 amino acids)
Source: RefSeq, a predicted model, not a curated record